Molecule: messenger RNA, 544 nt
Organism: Paramecium pentaurelia
Lineage: Eukaryota; Ciliophora; Oligohymenophorea; Peniculida; Parameciidae
Source: the annotation of a GenBank genome assembly
UAUGAAUUUAACUGAGGAAGACAUUGAUAUGUGUUAAAGGGCAUUUGCUGAAAUGGAUGAAGUAUAUUUAAUAUUUCAUUUAGGAUGGUGUUGGAGCUAUUAGAGGUCAGGAUUUAAAAAUUGCUUUAGAAAAAAUCGGUUUCAAACCAUCAGAAAAUGAACUCUAUAAAAUUAUAAGUGAAGUGGAGGAAACAAAUACAGGACUUAUAAGAUUUAGUGAUUUCUUAGGUGUGUAUUGGAAAUUUAAGUAUUCUAACUAAGAUGGUAUGUAUUAUUAACUUAUUUAUUUUAGAUGAUGACUAAGACACAAUUGAUGCCUUUGUUGCAAUGGGAGGAAACCCAGAUAAAACAGGAUCAGUAUCAAUUUUUGAUUAAUCAAUAGAUAAGUACAGAUAAACUAGUAUAAAUUAUUAAAUCUGAAUUCGAAUUAACAAUUGAUAUAGAAAGUCUUAUUAGAGAUGUAGAUAAGGACAAUUCAGGAUAAAUUGAAUUUGGAGAAUUUAAAGAUCUAUUAAAAACUUCAUACGCUAAUGAUGAAUGAAAC